GCGGAGGAGCCGGGCGUGGCUCAGUCGUGGCUCAGUCGGCCAGCUGUGUGCGCGGACGAGACGUGUGACCCGUCGCAUUGGUUUUAAGACCCCCCCACUGUACGCUCCUCACUCCUUUGCGUUUUUCGACUUUGGUUCUGUUUUAAAACCGCUUUUGCAUCCAACAUGACGACCGAGACCGACACUAAGCCCGUGGAGCAGACCGAGGAGAAGAAGGAGGAGGCGAAGGACGAAGUCAAGAAGGAGGAGGCUGAGGUGAACAACGCCGAGGAAAAGGCUGACGACAAAGCCGAGAAAGCGGACAAAGAGAAGAAGGAUGAGAAGAAGGAAGCCAAACCGAAGAAGGAACCUGCGCCUCCCAAGCCGGCGGUACACAAGCUGGAUUUCGAGAAGGACGUGGUGUACCUGUACCAAUUCACCCGCACGCCCGUCCUGCCCUCCCUCAGCCCCUACUGCCUCAAGGUGGAGACUUGGCUCAGGCUCGCUGGUUUGAAGUACGAGAAUGUUGACCACAAGAUGAAGUACAAGAGCAAGAAGGGUCAGCUGCCCUUCGUGGAGGUCAACGGCGAGGAGGUCGCUGACUCCGCCAUCAUCAUCAAGGAGUUGGGUCAGCGGUACAACCAGGACCUGGACGCUGGACUCUCCGCCGAGCAGCGCAACGUCGCCCACGCCACCAUCUCCAUGAUAGAGAACCACUUCGCAUGGGUGGUCAAGUGGUGGCGGUGCCGAUGCCCGGGGGAGUGGGUUAGGGCCGCCAAGCUGAACCUCCAGCAGGCGUUAAACACAAGGAUCCCCAAUGCUGUCCUGAACUUUGCCUUCAAGCUCCGGUACCGCCAGGCUGCCAAGAAGGUCCGUGCCCAUGGAAUUGGUGUGCACAAGCCAGAGGAGAUUGAGGAGUUCGGACACAAUGACCUGAUGGUCCUCUCAGAUCUUCUAGGAGACAAACCCUUCUUCUUCGGUGAUUCUCCCACGACGCUUGAUGUGGUUGCUUUUGCUAACCUGGCUCAGGUAGCUUUUAUGGACAAGGAAGUGAGCUACACACUCCGCGACUGGAUGACUGAGAACUGCACCAAUCUGGUAGAGUUCUGCAACCGCGUUAAGGAGCGCGCCUUCCCCGACUGGGACGACAUGUGCACCAACCUGGACCUGAACUCCCACCUGCCCAAGCCCCCACCUGAGGAGGAAAAGAAGGAAGAAGAAAAGAAGGAAGAGGAGAAGGCGAAGGAGGAGGAAAAGAAGGACGAAAAGGAAAAGGAAAAGGACGACUCUGAAAAGGAGAAGGCACAAAAGGACGAGAAGGAGGGUGAGAAGGAAGACAACAAGAAGACAGAAGAGAAAGAGAAAGAAGAGAAGAAGUAAAAGUUUGUCAAAGUUGUUGAAAGCAAUUGAGAACCAAAUCUAUUUGUAAUAUAUGUGAUAAAUGUUGUUUGAAAGGCUUUUUUUUUGCUUGAUACACUUUGUAUAGAUCUUCUUGUUAGCGUGGAACACAGCACCUCCCCUGUGCCGACUUAGUCGAUAACAUUUUCGGUGGCCACUGUCAGAAAUGAGCUCGUUCUAACCUUCAUUAACAAUGGUAGGGAACAGUCAGUCAAGGAAAAAGCUCUUAUUUUUUUCUACAGGACCUACAUACCCAAGUUGUUGCCAAGUAAUUGUAUGCAGCUCAUAGUACUUGGUGAGCACGUGUUCAAAUGGGUUGUAAGGAUCCCCCACCUUCUUCCUUACUGGCUGAUCUUGCUACCAGAGUUUGUUUUAUAUUUCUCUCUCUCCUUGUAGUUUCUUUUCUUUUUUUAAUGUUUUUUUGGUCCAGGUAUUUGUACUGUAGUUCGACACAACCUUGACCGCUCAUACUAUUUUUUUCCUCAAUGGUAAUGACAAGAUUUAUAUUCAAGAAUUGCAUUGAAAGACAAAUGGGCAAGAUGAUGACGUUGAAGGUUUGAACCGGUCGAGUCAUAUUUUCUGUGUGGCUUUCAUAGCUUGUAGGUUUAUUCAAUAUGAGUUUUUAGUUGAAGACUAUGUUUUUAAGAGCAGUAUUAUUCAUGGAAAAUGAGUUUGCUACCAUGACAAAUUCUUUCUCAUUUUUUUAUCACUUUUGUACUAUUAGUUUGUACAUUACUAGCUUUUAAUAUGGCAUCUAGAACAUUAUGAUAGUUUUUACACAUGGAAGUUAUUUUGUAAUAAGGAAAUACUCAAUUUAUAGGUUCUCUUUGAUACCAGAGGGACUGGGACUCCCACCGCUUCUUGUGAUAGGAAAUGCUCAUUAGUCAAGCGUGUGGUGUAUCGAGGGUUCUUGCUUGGAAACACCAUCCUGGCCCAAAGUUCACUUGUACAAGUCCUUCUAAAAGUCUCCCAUUCCAGUAUGUAAUAUAUGCAAAAAAGUAUGAUCCCAGUUCCCUUUCUCUCAAACCUUCUCUAAAUGGAGUCGAGAUUUUUUUAAAGAUGCUGAAAGCCAGGAUGAAGAAAGCGAGCAACAUAUUGCGAUGGGCUGAGCAGGGAGGGUUUAUUUGAAGCCCCCUCUGCCUGCCGUCGUCAAAUGAGGUAUCCCAAGAACCCGAGAUAAACCCUCGCUUGCUAAAACCCCUCGAAUUCGGUACGACCCAAAGACAGCUUCACGGCACCAAAGUAGUCAAUAGGGAACAAAGAGUGCCGCACAAUCAAAAUUAUAGUAAGGCACAAGGAGUAUAUAGCAGGAGAAGCUUAAGCGUGCUGAGAGAGAGUGGAAAAAAUCACUUGGUCUUUGUAAGGUAUUAAGAAUUUUAUACUAUACUAAAGGAACUUGCACAGUAUUUUCGGUCGAUAAUUGUGCUGUGAUAACCAAAACACCAGUUUUGUAAGAUGAAAAGUGCUAAAUAGAAGUUAAGCCAUUCAUACAAUGAACUUUGUAGCCUUGCGCUUUGUCCAAAAUUUGCAAAAGAGAGAAACCAGACAUUCGCUCAUGUUGCUGACAUUUUGGCUAGAUUUUUGCCCCCACCCUUGAAGUCUUGGUAGACCCUUGAGAGUGUAUACCAUGUUUGUACCCUAGCUUUUGUACACUUGGUAACUUGAGGCUUCAGCAUUCUUGUAGUAGAUGUAUCUGGCAUUUCUAUUAUAGGCACAUAACACCACAGUUAUCAUGUAUACACAGACGUAUUUAUGUUCCUCAAUAAAUGUAUCCUUUUAGGAAUUGUUACUUAUUUGUUCCAACUGUUUUUUUUUUUUCUUUGGAGUCUUAUCAGAUUGUUACCAGUUUGUGAUUAAAUCAUAGAAAGUGGUUUCUAUUAUAAGAUGCUGUUGAACUUGUGACAAAGCUGAUUACUUCAUUAAAUAUUUUAGACGGA
Messenger RNA from Penaeus vannamei (Pacific white shrimp), 3314 nucleotides. The record is from RefSeq and is a predicted model, not a curated record. NCBI's taxonomy places the organism in Eukaryota, Metazoa, Arthropoda, Malacostraca, Decapoda, Penaeidae.